UUGCCGCCGCCGCUGCUGUUGUGGUAGAGCUUUCCCUCCUGUGUUUACAGCUUCUGUGAGGCAGAGACGCUCAGAGGAAGAACCAGGAGCCCUGGGCUGCAUAAACAAGGAGAGCAGGAGUCCAUCUAAGCGGAGCUGGAAGGAUUUCACCUUGUUGCUGUUUGUUUCGGGAGAUUUUCCUUCCCCCCGCCUCGGGCACUAUCCAGCUGAGGGUUUGUUUCGUUGCUACGUCCACAGCCGGCCAGAAGAAAAGCGCUUCACAUAUUACACACGAUUUUGGUCGUGGGCUCCCUGCAGGAAAGAGAUCAGCACCAAUCUUCGAGAAGGAGGGAGAUACGAUCGACUGAGGUUUUCUCUACCUCCGGCUGAACGUGAGAGUUCAAGUGACACCGCCGCUGGCCUCUGGCUGGCUGCACAGCGAGCCGGAAUCACAGCCAGAGCUGCUCAGUUUACCUGCUCGAGGACCCUAUAAACCCUCCCAUUGACGGUAGAGAUUUGUACCCAGAGGAAAAUCGGAUUAAUGUAAACUAUGCAGAGCUUUGUGGGGAUAUCUGGAGACUACCCUGUCUGCAUGGCUAAUCUUGAAAUUGUCUGAAAUAAAUCCUUAGCGCAAGGAAUAACGAGAUACUUUCAACUGGUGGGGUUUUUUAACUUCACGCUUUUUUUUUUUUCUUUUUUCCCUUUCUGCGAGAAUUUACCACUUCUAUCGCAAGGCUUUCACAGGAGAAUGGGACACAAGCUGGGAAACUCCUCACGCUUCAUAAAAACCCUAGGGCUAACAGUUUCCAUCGUCGUUGCAGUAUGAAAGGUACACUUUGGAUUGUCUGCUGGUGGCUGAGAUGGAUCAGUCUUUCUCUGUUUCUGUUAGCGAUGUGCUGAAGGAUCCGGAUUUACUGAAAUACUGACGCCCAUAAACUUAUUCCGUCUCUCUUGAAGGCAUUGGAUGUGUCAGUGCAGAGAAACGUGUUUCACAUUUCUGACUGAUUGUUUUGGUGCAAGCAAUACCUCCACGAGAAACAUGGACUUAGGCGGCGAUUACCAUACCGGGAGGCACAGAGAGUGCUGCUUUAGGGUUGCAUGCAAAGUGAGCACAAAUCAAAGAGUUCGCCGUUCCUGUGAAGUGGGGGCUUCUCUUCCCCCCAAACUCCGGGGCAAAGGCAGCGUGCGAUGUUCCCUGCCCACCAAAGGCAGCCCGGCCUCGGGGUGCGGAAUGAGCAAUGACCAAAGCGCUGUCAGGAGUGGCAGGCAGUCAGAUCGGAUGGGGAUCAGUGAGGCAAUAACGGCUGAAAGAAAGGUGGAUCGUCAAAUUAUUGCCCGGAGGAAUAGCAGGCGAGGCGGAAUGAUGAUAAAGUUAAACUUCUGUUUCAUCUUCUGUCGGGGAUGGUGGGCGUUUCUGUUGCUUCAGCUCCACAUGUUGCAAGCACUGGCACAAGAUGAUGUUGCUCCUUACUUCAAGACUGAACCCGGCUUGCCCCAGAUACACUUGGAAGGAAAUCGACUCAUCCUUACGUGCCUUGCUGAAGGCAGCUGGCCCUUGGAAUUUAAGUGGUUACACAAUGACAGUGAAAUAACCACCUACUCCAGUGAAUACAGAUUCAUCAUCCCAGCUUUGCAGAGGUCUGAUGCUGGUUUCUAUCAGUGUGUUGUACGGAACAGGAUGGGGGCUUUGCUGCAAAGAAGAUCUGAAGUUCAAGUGGCAUACAUGGGAAAUUUCAUGGACACAGUCCAGAGAAAAACAGUGACCCAAGGACAAGCUGCAGUUCUAAACUUCCCAAACAUACUCAGCCAUCCAAGGCCACAAGUGACAUGGUUUAGAGAUGGACACAAGAUAAUUCCAAGCAGCAGAAUAGCCAUCACACUGGAGAAUCAGCUGGUCAUCCUUGCAACAUCAGUGACCGAUGCAGGAGGCUACUAUGUCCAGGCAGUGAAUGAAAAGAAUGGGGAAAACAAGACAAGUCCCUUUAUUCAUCUCAGCGUAGCAAGUGCCACGGACCCGCCUGACACUGAGGAUCCUGUCAUUGUCAUCCCUCCCCACAACACCAGCGUGGCAGCAGGGAGCAGCGAAGUCACCCUGGAGUGUGUGGCCAACGCGAGACCUCUUGAGAGACUAAGCAUCACCUGGAAGAGAAAUGGAAUAAAAAUAACCAGUGGCAUUAGCAGCUUUGGGAGGCGACUCACUAUCACCAACCCAACCUCUGCAGAUGUGGGGAUGUACGUCUGUGAAACAAAAUUGAGAGACAGCACAGAGGAACCAGCAAGAGCAAAAGCCUUCUUUUCUAUAAUGGAACCACCAUAUUUUACGGCUGAGCCUGAGAAUGUGAUUUUGGCUGAAGUGGAGAAAGACGUGGACAUCCUGUGCCAGGCAAUGGGUGUUCCCAUUCCCACCUUGGUCUGGUAUAAGAACUCUGUUCCUCUCAGCAAGCUGGAAAACCCCCGCUACAAAGUGCUGCUGAGUGGUGGGCUGCGGAUCCACGCGCUGCGUCCUCAGGAUGCUGGGAUCUUCCAGUGUUUUGCUACUAAUAAAGCUGGGGAGAUACAGACACACACCUACCUGGAUGUGACUAACAUUAAACCAGCAUUUAUACAGCCUCCAGAGGAUACCACUGUGACAGAGGGAAUGACUGCAGUGCUAACCUGUGAAGUUUUAGGGGCUCCAAAACCUGCCAUCUCAUGGAAGAGAGGAAACCAGAUCUUAGCCAGUGGCUCCGUUCAGAUUCCUCGGUUCAUUCUUCUUGAAUCUGGAGGGCUCCAGAUAACACCCGUUUUCCUUCAGGAUGCUGGCAAUUAUACUUGCUGUGCAGUCAACUCUGAAGGAGCUCUGAACGCUUUUGUGAUGCUGACAGUGUGGAAUCGCACUUUCAUUGUUCACCCCCCUGAGAACAGCACUGUGAUCAAGGGAACCACAGCCACGCUGAGAUGUGAAGCCACUCGUGAUCCUAGAAUUUCAAUCAGGUACGUUUGGAAGAAGGACAAUGUUGUAAUAAAUCCAUCCAGCAGUUCCAGGGUCACAGUAGAGAAAGAUGGAACCCUCCUCAUCAGUCAGACAUGGUCAGGUGACAUUGGAGACUAUACUUGUGAGGUAAUUUCUUUCGGAGGAAAUGACUCCAGAACUGCUCGACUAGAAGUGAUUGAGCUGCCUCAUUCCCCUCAGAACCUUCUGGCCACUCUGAAUUCCUCCUACAGCCGCAGCGUGAUGCUCUCCUGGGUGCGCCCCUUUGAUGGGAACAGCCCUGUUCUCUACUACAUGGUUGAGCUUUCUGAGAACAAUUCUCCCUGGAAGGUUCACUUAUCAAAUCUUGACCCAAAGAUGACCGGUGUCACUGUGAGCGGACUCACUCCAGCCCGAACUUACCAGUUCAGGGUUUGUGCAGUUAACCAGGUGGGAAAGGGCCAGUACAGCUCUGAGACCAGCAGGCUGAUGCUACCCGAGGAGCCCCCCAGUGCCCCACCUAAAAAUAUUGUGGCCAGUGGACGCACCAACCAGUCCAUCAUGGUCCAGUGGCAACCUCCUCCAGAGAGUGAACACAAUGGGGUUCUUCAUGGGUACAUCCUCAGGUACCGUCUGGCUGGCCUCCCUGGAGAAUACCAGUAUAAGAACAUCACCAGUGCAGAAAUUAACUACUGCUUAGUGAAAGACCUGAUCAUUUGGACCCAGUAUGAAAUCCAGGUGGCAUCUUACAAUGGAGCUGGACUGGGAGUAUUCAGCAGACCUGUGACAGAGUACACUUUACAGGGAGUGCCUACAGCUCCGCCGCAGAACGUGCAAGUUGAAGCCAUCAACUCCACAACCAUCCAGUUCUUCUGGAACCCUCCACCCCAGCAGUUCAUCAAUGGUAUUAACCAAGGGUACAAGCUUCUAGCAUGGCCAGUGGAUGCUCCAGAGACUGUGACCGUGGUCACCAUUGCUCCAGAUUUUCAUGGUGUUCAUAGUGGCUGCAUCACCAACCUGAAGAAAUACACCACUUACUACACAUCAGUUCUGUGCUUCACCACGCCCGGCGAUGGACCACGAAGCCCACCCCAGCUCCUGCGCACCCUCGAAGACAAGCCAGGAGCAGUGGGACACCUGAGCUUCACUGAGAUUCUGGACACGUCUCUCAAGGUCAGCUGGCAAGAACCUGUAGAGAAAAAUGGCAUCAUUACAGGCUACCAGAUCUCCUGGGAGGUGUAUGGCAGGAAUGAAUCUCUUCUUGCCCGCACGCUGCCCAACACCACCCUGGAGUACAAGAUCACGGGGCUGUCAUCUCUCACCACCUACACCAUCGAGGUGGCAGCCGUGACGGCCAAAGGGAGCGGCUGGGUCACGUCCUCCACCAUCUCUUCUGGCGUGCCCCCAGAACUUCCAGGUGCUCCAUCCAACCUGGUGAUCUCCAACAUCAGCCCUCGCUCUGCCACCCUUCAAUUCCGGCCGGGGUAUGAUGGCAAAACCUCCAUCUCCAAGUGGAUAGUGGAAGGUCAGGUUGGUGUACUGGGUGAUGAAGAAGAAUGGGUGAGUCUUCGUGUGGUAGAGAAUGAACCCGAUGCUCAGAUGCUGGAGGUACCACACCUUACUCCUUACACUCAUUACAGGUUCCGGAUGAGGCAGGUGAAUGUGGUGGGUCCCAGCCCUUUCAGCCCCCCCUCCCGUGUCAUCCAGACCCUGCAGGCUCCUCCGGACGUGGCCCCCGGCAGCGUCACCGUGCGCACGGCCAGUGAGACCAGCCUGUGGCUGCGAUGGGUGCCCCUCCCGGACACCCAGUACAACGGCAACCCGGAGUCGGUGGGGUACAGGGUCAAGUUCUGGCGUGUGGAUCUGCAGUCUCCCACCUCGAUGAAGGUUAUUAACGACCGGUUGGAAAGAGAGUACACGAUUGAAGAUCUGGAAGAGUGGACAGAGUAUGAUCUCCAGAUCCAGGCUUUCAAUGCCAUUGGGGCAGGACCGUGGAGCGAAGUAGUGAGAGGUCGUACACGGGAGUCCGUUCCCUCUGCUCCUCCUGAGAAUGUCUCUGCUGAGGCUGUGAGUUCAACCCAGAUCCUUCUGACAUGGGCUGCAGUCCCUGAACCCGAGCAGAAUGGUCUCAUCCUAGGUUAUAAGAUACUUUUCAAAGCAAAAGAUUUAGACACUGAACCAAAGAGCCAAACAGUCAGAGGGAACCACACUCAGUCUUUUCUGCUCUCUGGCUUGAGGAAAUAUGUGCUCUAUGAGAUCCAGGUCCUGGCAUUCACCCGCAUUGGGGAUGGAGUCCCCAGCUCUCCUGCAGUUAUUGAAAGAACCAAGGAUGAUGCCCCCGGGCCCCCUGUCAGGCUGGUGUUCCCUGAGGUCAGGCUGACAUCCGUGCGGAUUGUUUGGCAGCCACCGGAGGAGCCCAACGGAAUUAUUCUGGGGUACCAGAUUGCCUACCGUCUGGCCAGCAGCAGUCCCAACAAGUUCACCACAGUGGAGGUUGGUUCAACAGUCAGGCAGUUUACUGCUACAGAUCUCACCCCUGAGUCAGCCUACAUCUUCCGGACAUCUGCCAAGACCAGGCAGGGCUGGGGGGAGCCUCUGGAAGCCACGGUGAUCACAACAGAAAAAAGAGAACGACCAGCACCUCCCAGGCAGCUGAGGACUCCCCAGAGUGAUGUGUCAUCAAGAAGUCUGCUCCUGACGUGGGUCCCUGGCAGUGAUGGGUCUUCCCCGAUACGGUAUUUUACAGUUCAAGUGCGAGAACUGCCAAACGGAGACUGGCAAACCUACUCCUCUUCCAUCAGCCACGAGGCAACAUCCUGCAUUAUUGAAAGCUUGAACCCAUUCACCUCUUACAAGCUGCGAGUGAAAGCAACCAAUGACAUUGGGGACAGUGACUUCAGCACGGAGACUGAAGCGGUUACAACUCUGCAGGAUGUUCCAGGUGAACCACCCAGCUCUGUGUUAGUAACUCCCCACACGACCUCAUCUGUCCUUGUGCAGUGGCAGCCACCCAAAGCUGAGAGUCUCAAUGGCUUGCUGCUGGGAUACCGGAUCUACUAUCGGGAGCUGGAUUAUGACACUGGAUCUGGAACAGAAUCCAAAACCAUCCAGAACCCUUCAGCUUUAAGAGCAGAACUCACACCCCAAAGCAGCUUCAAGACAGUGAACAGCAGCUCUACAUUAACGACGUAUGAAUUAACACAGUUGAAGAAAUACAAGAGAUAUGAAGUAUUAAUGACAGCAUAUAAUGUCAUUGGUGAGAGCCCCACCAGCACCCCAGUGGAAGUGUUUGUGGGCGAAGCAGCACCAGCGCUGGCCCCACAGAACAUCCAAGUAAACUCCCUUUCUGCAAGCCAGCUGGAGCUCACCUGGGACCCCCCUCCUGCUGAGAGCCAAAAUGGGAACAUCCAGGGCUACAAGAUUUAUUACUGGGAGAGCGACACCCAAAAUGACACGGAGAAAGUGAAGGUUCUUUUCCUCCCGGAGACAACCGUCCGGCUGAAAAACCUGACCAGCCACACGGGGUACAUGGUCUGCAUCUCUGCCUUCAACGCGGCUGGGGACGGCCCCAGGAGCAGCCCCGCGCAGGGCAGGACCCACCAGGCGGCACCCAGUGCUCCCAGCUUCUUGGCAUUCUCUGAAAUCACUUGCACUACGCUCAAUGUGUCUUGGGGAGAACCGACAGCAGCAAAUGGAGUCCUGCAGGGUUAUCGAGUAGUCUAUGAGCCUUUGGCUCCUGUCCAGGGGGUGAGUAAGGUGGUGACUGUGGACAUUAAAGGGAACUGGCAACGCUGGUUGAAGGUCCGAGAUCUCACCAAGGGCAUCACCUAUUUGUUCAGAGUGCAAGCUCGAACCAUUGCCUAUGGACCUGAACUGCAAGCCAAUGUCACAGCUGGGCCAGCAGAAGGGUCUCCUGGCUCCCCUCAGGAAAUUCUGGUGACAAAAUCUGCUUCUGGGCUGACACUACAAUGGACUGAGGGAGAUUCAGGAGAAAAACCCACAACGGGCUACAUUAUAGAGGCACGACCCUCAGAUGAAGGCCUGUGGGAUAUGUUUGUGAAGGACAUCCCUCGCAGUGCUACCUCCUACACAGUUGGCCUGGACAAACUCAAACAGGGUGUGACCUAUGAAUUUCGGGUGGUGGCUGUCAACGAAUUUGGCUAUGGAGAACCAAGUGUUCCCUCUGUGGCAGUAUCAGCACAAACAGAAGCCCCUUUCUAUGAGGAGUGGUGGUUUCUGCUGGUGAUGGCUCUAUCAAGUCUGAUCCUCAUCCUCCUGGUGGUGUUUGCACUGGUCCUGCAUGGCCAGAGCAAGAAAUACAAGAACUGUAGCACAGGUAAAACCAUCUCCAACGUGGAAGAGUCAGUCACCCUGGAUAAUGGAGGCUUCACUGCUCUGGAGCUCAACAGCAGACACCUGAAUAUCAAAAACACCUUCUCAAAGAAGAAUGGUACCAGGUCUCCUCCUCGCCCAAGCCCAGGGGGGCUGCACUACUCUGAUGAGGAUAUCUGCAACAAGUACAACGGAGCGGUGCUGACCGAGGGCUUGGGCCUGAAUGAGAAGCCCUUGGAAGUGUCAGAGUCAGAGGCCACUGACUCAGAUUAUGAAGACGAGAUGCCCAAGCACUCCUUUGUGAACCAUUACAUGAGUGACCCCACCUAUUACAACUCCUGGAAGCGGCAGCAGAAAGGGGUGAAGCACCCAGCAUCCUACAGAUACGAGGAGUGCGCGGCCAGCGAGACUGAUCCCUAUUUCCAGACUGUCAUCACGACACAGAGCUCAGGAGGGGUGUACACCCCAACGGGACAGCCCGCGCCCGGCUCCCGGACUCCAGUGACAGGCUUCUCCUCCUUUGUCUGAGACAGGUCUGGAGGACACAGCCGAGCCCCCAGUGGCACUGGGAGGGACUCACCAGUGGCACUGGGAGGGACCCACCGCAGUGACUCCGUGUGUGUGUGUGUGACCGGUGGGGUGAACUGUGGGUAACUUCUCUAUCAGGGUAGAAACAGAUGGGAACACAAAUGAGGCUGGGGUGGUUGUUUUGGUUGUUUGGUUUGUUUGUUGUCUUGGUUUUGGGGUUUUUUUGUUGUUUUGUUUGGUUUUUUUUCUGAAGACAAUCAACUCUAAAAAUCUGGAGCUGAACCUUUGUUUAAACAAACCAACAAAAAAAAAAAAAAAAGGAAUUCUGAAAAAUUAUUAUUUUAACCACUUGUGAAUAGUAGGGGUUUUUUAACUGCUUUUUGUAACACUGCUUCAGGAAGCAGCUCCCAUGCCCUUCUCUUCCCUCUUGCUUUCUCUCCCUCUUGUCCCCCCAUUCCCAAACAAGGAGGUGAAUUCCCUAGAUGCAAUGAGUGACUUUGUGAUGUGAUUUGAAGAGAAAACAUAAAACCUCCCAGGCUCCUUUUUCUUCCUUUUUCUCUACCUUUUUAUUUAUUUUUUUAUUUUUUUUUACUUUUAUUCUUUCCCUGUCAUCAAGUUCAAGUAGGAAAAUACAGAGAAGGGACAAAUUUUUCUGUGAAAAGCAGACACCUCCUCUCUCCUCAUUGCUGCUCCCCACAUUAGGAGCACUGGCUGAUCAACUUAGGCUCAGAUGUGUCACUGUGUCUGCUCCAGGCUCACUACUGGUUUGUUUAUACUGAAUUACUGACCUGCUCUCCUCUCUUGUUCAAAUGGGGCCUGCUGCACUCUUUAAAUAUUCCAAUUCCCAGGGCCUUUAGAAGAGGAGAUGGCUCAAAAGAGCACUGCAGGCAGCGGUGGGUGAAGCAAGGGAGAAGAACUCAGAUGCAAGGUCAGUUUAUUUUCAGUGUGGCUCUAAUCCUCCCUGGUGAACUGCCUGUGCCUUUUCAUUGGGGCAUUUUUUAAAAAGUCAAAGGACACAACCCAGCAAGCCAGAGGAAUCUUUCAAUUAAGAUUGCAGUGACAAGCUAGAAAGUCUACUAAUUGAUGAGAUUUUUGAUUAUCAAAGUUAUCCUGCCCUGUUGAUUGAAGUUGAGCAUCCAUUCUUGCCCAGACUCUGCAGUGCUGCUUACUGGUCCGUAAAAAAGUACACAGUGGCUGCAUUUGAUUUUCUUUUUUUUAGUACAAAGACACGUUGCACAGACUGGGUGAGUUUUGGUGUCCACCAGUGCCUUGUAUUGAUUCUUCAGCUUCUUAUCUGGGAGAAGUAACAAAGUGUCUCCAAAUCAAGCUAACAAGGUUUUUCAAGCAUUCAGCAAUUCAAUUCACAUGAAUUACCGUGUGCACGUUUACAGUCUGCUUUGUGCACCUGAAGCUCCAGCCUUUGGAAAGAAGUUGGGAGAAUUUUUGUUUCUUUUCCAUCCUUUUGUAUAAAUGCCUUUUUGUUUUCUUCUUUUCUGUCCUUUUCUUGAGUCUGUCACAUUUAAGCAGUAAAUUGUUUACUCACAAGGAAGUUGUCAUGGGUUUAAAGAAUCCAAGUCCGGCCCUUGGACGUAGCAACAGUCCUGGAUCACCAGGCUUCUUACUGCAAGAGUCUGAAAGGUGAAUUUGGAAGUAGGCAACUCCUUGCCACUCCAGCAUCUGGCAUUUCCCCUCAGGUGGGUGUAGGUCAACCAGGAAAACUGUUAUCCUGCUGCUUGCAAACUCUGUCAGGGCACGUGUGGGCACUGUUACUAUUGCAAAUUGUCCCUGUCCUCUUGGAGGGAUGUGGGACAGCUCUGGCACUGGAUGGGAGUGUCUUCAAGGCAGGUUGUUGAAAUGAACCUGGCAUUGAUUAUGGUGCCUGUUCCUGCCCAUGGGGGCUGGUUAGAAGUAGCCUGGUGGCACCUCUCCUGCACAGGUGAGGUCCGAGGGCAGGCUCAGCCCUGCUGUCACCUUUUCUUGGACAGGGCCAACAAUCUCAGAACUGCUUUUACUCUUGGGCACUGCCUCUGAGCACUGCUGCUCUUGGUGCAUACAGAUUCUGGAUAGCUUUGGCACUGGAUUGCUGUUCUCCAAAGGCUUCAGAAAGAAAAUGUUCAAAACCAAAAACUCCAGUGGGUACGUUAAGGGCUUUUGAAUUUGGGAUAAUGAUCCAAAGCUCAAUAGAUGGUGAGGGAUGUGCAAAGACAUGGGCUUGAGCCAAACCCCUGUGAGCCAUCCCCCUCUCUGCACCUGGAUAGGAUGUGUGUGGGAUGGAGAAGGAGCUCCAAAGAGGAUGACGUGGAGCUUACUGGGAAGAGGAAUGCAAAGCAAACAAAAAACCCACUGCCUUCUGUGCACUUUGACUGUUCUCUUAAGCCAUAUGGACUUUGCUUUAAUUACUGAACUGACAAAAAAUUUGUUUGCAGUCUGAGUUUUUUUGUUCCUUAGCCAAAAUCAUCUACGUGAGUUUCUGAUUUGUUCUCUUUCUCCUUUGUUAUUUCCUGCAUCAGAUGACGUGUUUUAAACACCUUGUUUUAUACACAUGUGACAUAGCAAUGCAAUUGCUGUUGGAAUUUUAAUGGUGCUUGUCCAACAGGUAUGAGAGGUAGUGCUAUACAGGAGGAGCCUUUCCAGGACCCCUAAGGACUUUGGGAUGUAGAUGAGUAGAAAGUAGAUCAAACACAGAAAACUUGCUCCAAAGGAAAGGGUAGUCUGAGUAACUCCUGAAUAUUGCCAGAUCUGAACUGCUGUAAGGUGCAGUUUUUCCCUGGGGCUGAUCUGAUACCACAUUGAGCUAACAAGCAAGGAAACCAUGAGGAAUAAAGGAAAUGGACUCUGUGGCCACUGCUCCACUGAAUGACAACAUGGGAAGCAGCACAAUCUACACAAAGCAAGAAAAGACUAUUCCUUUUUUCUCAGGGCCAUCUGCAGCUACAAAUCCUGAGCCUAGGAAGGGCCUGCUGAGUUGGCUGUAUGGCCCUUUUCUUCUGACUGCUGCCACAGUAAAAGGUUAGGUGUGAUCCCUUUAGGACCUGUUGACAUGAACAAGGGUAUUUCUGUUCCAUUCCAGUCCACACUAUUGUCACUCUGGGUUUGGUUUUGUUCAGGAGUCAGCUCUUCUUACAUGUGGUUUUAUUGUACUCAGGCAACUCCAGAGCAUGGACAUUCACUGCUCUGCUCACCCCUCAGAUGAGCAGAGGAUCCAUGUUCUGCUGCCCAGGAUCCUGUAUAGCAACAUGCAUCAUGCCUGUGCCUUCUUGUUAUCACGCUCUACUUGUAAAAUAUGAUUACUGGGUAGGUUUUAUUUACCUUAGGUAUCAGGUAAAUUGUUCUAUCUGGAAGGAAGCACUUCAUCAGUGAGCAAGAAAGCUCUUUCACAGCUGUAAUCUUUGGGAAUCGCAGCCUUGAAAUAUGACUUUUCAACAGUAGUUGUCAUGUUACAAUAACUUCACUCAUCAAACCUGCUUCUGUUUCCAUCUUUCUGUUUAGAACACUCUUGGAAAACAAAGGCUUAUACUUAAAAUGCCUUUUUUAGGAUAUUUGGUUUGUAUUUAUUUACUUGCCCAUGUUUCUCAGGUCUCUUGGUGGCUAUUACUAAAAAAUAAAAACAGUGGCAUGAAAUGACCAAGGGAGACAUUUCAGGGAACAGCCUAAUAGGAGCUCAUUUUUCAUGCAAUAACCAUGGAAAUACCCAAUUUCCUGCCGGAAAAAAAAGUGGCCAGGUCUUCACCUCCCCCUCCCAGGGCUGAGAUGACACCAGCCACCACCGUCAGCGAUGCUCCCAGCACUCCCAAGGGCACUGAACCUCAGGUUGUCCUUGCCAUAAACCACCUUCACAGAAGUGAAGGAGCUGUACUGUUCCAGCCCACUUGAAGCGGAGCAUUUGAUCCCCCAAGAGUCUUUAUCCCACGUGAUUGUGACCCUCACCACAGCCCAUGUCCUUGGGUGGAAUAUUUUCCAUUCCCAUCUUUUAAUGCUCCAGUGUUGGUGCACGACCAGCACUGCUGGAGGGAGAAGGGACAGGAGAGGGCACUGUUUUACCUUCAUCGGUGACAGUCUCUUUUUCCCCACUCGGGGAGUCAACCAUGGGAAACCCCUCCAUGGGGAGGGCAGGGAGAAGUGAGAGCCCAGAGAGCAAAGGGUGGUAUGAACAUUUUGCAAGCAGUUGGCAUUACUGGAGAGAAGAAAAAAAAAACAAAAACAAACAAACCAGAGAAAGGAACUAAUCCUUUACCCCAAAGGAUUUUUUUCCUCUUCAUUUUGAGUGUGAAAGCCAGUGAAGCUUUGCAGAUGGGCCAAGAUCCCAUUUUUCCUGCUUAUACCCAGGUCUCUGCCAUAAGCUGCUGUAGCAAUUGUUUAGAAUAAACAUCUGAGCCUGUCUUGACAUGGGGAUACAUUUAUUAUCCUUGUCAUUUCUUCCCUUAAGAAAUCUAUUGGGUCAUUCAGAGAGUAUCCAAUCUGCUGUCCAAAACGGGAGGAGAGAUUAGCAGUUUUAUAUAUACGGAGCACUGGUGUCUUCUCUCAAUUGCUGUUUUCAGAUAAGCAGGGCAAGUUGUUUCAGAAAAAUCCUUUCAGAACAGGAAUUUAUCAGGAAACUUCAAAAAGAAAAAGAAAGCAAAAAACCCACAGAAAGAUAACCCCUGACAGGGCCAUUAGAAGUCUUGAAGUCUUAGAAACCUGUGAGAUGAAAGACUGAAUGUGAUCCCAAAACCUUCUAUCUGUAGUGAUCUCCUUUAUCAAUAGCAGCCAGAAAGAUACAUGCAAUGAGGGGUUGUAUCUGGAGAGGAAAAGCCACCACAGGCAGUUGUUGGUGAGGAGGUUGUACUGCCAACAGCUGUGUUCCACCUGGAGCUCCUGCUAGUUCCAUCACAUCUCUUAGGUUGUUUUUAUAGCCUUUCAGCAGCAUGUGUGGAGUCCAUACAUCAUUCUGGUGUUACAGAUGUCCUGUGGGGAGAGGUAUGUUGCUGUGGUGGUUACACAAAGCCUCACACAUGACGGUGUGGUUGUACAGUAUCCACUGACACCUCCUUAUGGAAAGCCACCCUUGAAUUAGGAGCACAUUCCCCGCAAGACUGAACUUGUUGGGCUGGGCAUUGGCUGUAAAUGGCUUCACCUGACAAGGCCCUUCAUUGUUUCUGUUUGCUGAUUCUUCUCCACCCCCAGCCCCUCCCAAACAAAUGAAGUUGGCUUACUCUUUGUGAAGGUGUAGAGUUUGCCACCCCUGGUAGUAGAGAACUGAUAAGCACACACAUGACACAUGGGACAUGAGAGAUACGUUUGGGCAAGGAGUGAAAUACCAUUGGGACUUGAGCUGAGAUUCAGGUUCUGACUCAGAAUUUUAUCUUCUCAAAGCUGCCACCUGCCCAUUUUAAACGGCCCUGGAGCCACAAGACUUUGUAGGAAAUUCAUUAUUUUGAUGCUGUUUGAUCACUGUGCACUUUCUUGGGGCUUGAAUUGUUGGGUAUAGAGACUGGAAUGGGGUUACAGAGCUUUAUAUCCAAACGUUUUCCCAUUUAUGUAUGAUUCUCUAGAUCUGGGAACAAAACCCUUCUGCUAAAGCAACGUGGUGAUGUUCUGCAGACGUGCCACCAGUGCUCCCACUCUGAUGUUGCUGGGUGCUGCUGGGAUCUGCCAGGGUGCAGUGGGAGUUCUCAGGUAGCAGGAAGGUGCAAGACCACUGUGUUAUGGUGAGUUUGUAGCCGGUCACUUUGGCACUCUUGGGAUGGAGUCCGUCCUCUGGUUUGGUACCUGGUGUCAGCGUAGGGGUAGGACCACCUUGCACAGCAGUGUUUGAGUUACCCUUCGGUGUACUACGGUUAUCGGAUCAUUGCUUUUCCUUCAGUGUCUCCUUGGGAAUUUGCCCUGGAUUUUGGUUCCACACCUCUCGUUAGCCUCACCUUCACCACUCCACUAUUUUAUAUGAGAAAGUUACUUCUUCUUUUGCAAACUUGCUUCUAAUUAAAAGAAUCCUUUUUGAAA
Apus apus (common swift) is the source of this 13768-nucleotide messenger RNA. RefSeq names its product sidekick cell adhesion molecule 1 (gene SDK1). The record is from RefSeq and is a predicted model, not a curated record. NCBI's taxonomy places the organism in Eukaryota, Metazoa, Chordata, Aves, Apodiformes, Apodidae. The transcript has 45 exons. Gene Ontology annotation, molecular function: protein binding. The coding region runs from base 944 to 7789 and encodes 2281 amino acids.